Messenger RNA from Knipowitschia caucasica, 2253 nucleotides. NCBI's taxonomy places the organism in Eukaryota, Metazoa, Chordata, Actinopteri, Gobiiformes, Gobiidae. The record is from the annotation of a GenBank genome assembly.
AUGGCUCCGCAGACUGUGCCCGUCCUCAAUGAGCAGGAAGCAGCGUGUGGGUGGAGCCUCGGGUCCCUCCCUGGGGUGUACUUGGCCCUGAGUGCACAUCUGUCUGGAUCUACGUCAGCUGUACCACAGCGAGCCCACGUCCACACCUCCACCCUGCAGCUUCAGCCCGGCGGCAUCAUGAGCGCUUCUGUAGCCGUGUACCGGAAUAUCUACACGGAGGACCGCUUCAAACAGGCCUACGGCGCGGACGAGCAGCGCACUGGAGACGCACGCCUGCGGGAGCGUCUCAGCGGGGCGUGCAGGUGCUCACGCCGCGCAUGCCUCCACCUGCUCCGGGACAGAGUGCCCGUGCUGGACUGGCUGCCCGCGUACAGCCCCAAGAAGUGCCUCCUAGGAGACACUGUGGCGGGACUUACUGUAGGAGUCCUUCAUAUUCCACAAGGGAUGGCUUUUGCGUUACUGACAUCAGUUGCUCCAAUAUUUGGUCUGUACACAUCUUUCUUUCCUGUGCUCCUCUAUAUGAUCUUUGGCACUGGACGUCAUGUAUCAACAGGCACAUUUGCAGUGGUGAGUCUGAUGACAGGCUCUGUGGUGGAGCAGCUUGUACCCACUCCUCUGGAGGUGAACUCCUCUUCUUCGGCUGCCGAUGAUUUUGAGGCUCAGAGGAUUGCUGUGGCCUCGGCUGUGGCUCUCCUCUCUGGAAUCAUCAUGCUCUGCAUGUUUGGACUUCAGUUGGGCUUCUUGUCCACUUAUCUGUCAGAACCCAUUGUAAAAGCUUUCACAAGCGCAGCUGCUCUCCAUGUCACCAUCUCACAGCUACAAAGCAUGCUGGGACUGCGACUACCCCGCCACACUGGCACCUUUUCUCUUUUUAAGACUGUUGUCACGGUGAUGAAGAACCUCGGUGACACCAACAUGGCAGAGCUGCUGAUCUCCUUGUUGUGUCUCAUUGUCCUGGUGCCCAUCAAAGAAGUCAAUAUGAGAUGCAAACACAAACUGCGUACACCGAUACCUGUGGAGAUACUUACAGUGAUCAUAGCCACAGCAGUGGCGUAUGGCUUCUCCCUGGACUCCUCUUUCAGCAUACAGAUAGUUGGACACAUUCCAGCUGGGUUCCCGAGGCCACGGAUGCCUGCUUUGCACACUUUUCCUGAGAUUGCUGGAGACACGAUAGCCAUAACAUUCGUUGGCUAUGCUGUUUCUGUAUCUUUAGCUAUGAUUUAUGCAGAUAAACAUGGUUACUCAAUACAUCCAAACCAGGAGCUCCUGGCACAUGGCAUCUCUAACACGGUGUCAUCGUUUUUCACCUGUUUCCCCAGUUCAGCCACUUUGGCCACUACCAACAUACUGGAGAGCGCUGGUGGCCACACACAGUUGUCCGGGUUAUUCACCAGUCUGGUGGUUCUUGUCGUCCUGCUGCUGAUUGGGCCUCUUUUCUACUUCUUACCAAAGGCUGUCCUCGCGUGCAUCAAUGUCACCAGCCUGAGGCAGAUGUUUCUGCAGUUUCAGGACCUUCCUGAACUGUGGCGAAUCAGCAGAAUAGACUUUCUGGUAUGGUUGGUGACAUGGCUGUCUGUAGUGGUGCUCAAUGUGGACAUGGGUCUGGCCAUCGGAGUGGUGUUUUCAAUGAUGACUGUGAUCUGUCGCACACAGAGGGCUGGCUGUUCUGUCCUCGGACGGGCAAGCAACACAGAAAUCUACAGACCGCUGGAAAAACAUACCAAGUGUCAUGAAGUGCCAGGGGUUAAGAUCCUGACUUACAAUGGGCCAAUCUACUAUGGAAACCGCAAUUUCUUCCGUGAAGAAGUUAGUAAGCUGCUUGGCCUGACUCCAGAGAAAAUCCGCAGCCGCGAGAAAGUCCAGAAAGCCUUGGAAAAACGCGAGCAGGAGACGUCCGUCAACACAGUGGAAAGAGGCAUCACAAACCAUUUAUUUUCCCCGAAUAAUGAGAUUUUCAGACCAGAGGUCCCUGAGAGCGAGGUGCAGACGGUGCUGAUCGACUGCAGUAGUGUCCUAUUUGUGGACGUAGCUGGAGCAAGACUCUUCAUACAGAUGUGCACCGAAUGCCAGAAGAUUGGAGUUAGUGUGUAUUUAUCCAACUGCAAUGAAAAUGUCUUAAGGAUUCUAACUUCAAGCGGUCUAAUGAACUAUAUCAAUGCACAACAUAUUUUUGUUACAGUACAUGAUGCAGUAAUGUACAUUCAACAGCAGAGGGAGAAACCACAAGAAAACACCUCCACGGUUUGGGUAUGA